Molecule: messenger RNA, 800 nt
Organism: Gymnodraco acuticeps
Lineage: Eukaryota; Metazoa; Chordata; Actinopteri; Perciformes; Bathydraconidae
Exons: 5
Coding region: 10-786 (258 amino acids)
Molecular function (GO): ubiquitin-protein transferase activity
Source: RefSeq, a predicted model, not a curated record
GAAAGUGACAUGUUCAUCAUGGCUGGGAGAAUGGUGGGACACACCUUCGUGCAUGGAGGACCAUGCCUGUCGGGGCUCAGCCCUGCUGUUGUUCAUGUCCUGCUUGGAGGAAGUCCUGAAACUGCCACUGUCACACUAGAGGACUGUCCAGACAUAGACAUCCGAGCAACAAUCAGGCUUCUUGAAGGGGAAUCCGAAAUCUCUGAUGAGGGUAAAAUAAAUGUCCGGGACUUGGCCUUCGCCUGGGACCUCCCUUGCCUUACCGGAAAUAACCGCAGAUGGCUUUUUGAGAAGAUGUUGAUCCAUGCUGUAAUUGGACGUGUCAUAAGACAAAUUAAGCAGCUCAGACGUGGUCCUAAGGAGACGUCAAUGUGGGCCAUGCUGAGUCAACGCCCUGACACAGUGGCCCUGCUAUUUCCACAAGAGGGAGCAGUGGAUUAUAGCCCUGCGGUCAUUCUUCAGCGCAUCACCUGGCCUCGUGAUGAUGAUGAUGAUGAGGACGAUGACUGUUCAGUUGACACAAAAUGCCGUGUAUCAGGAUAUCUUCGCCGCUUCAUUGAAAAUGCGUCACCUGAUGUAAUGACCAAUCUGGUGAUAUUCUGGACCGGGUGGGAGAUUCUGCCACGGAAUAAUCUGUCCAUUGAGGUGGUCAACGGCAGCUUCCCCACUGCCUCAACCUGUUAUGAGACCCUGCGCAUCCCAGGGCAUUACAAGGACUAUGCAUCCUUUGAACAUGUAAUGCUGGCUUGUAUUGGCACUUGUCAAACAGAAUUUGGUCUUGUGUAAUGUGUUGGUAGAAG